CCUGCACCGCUACAAGCACCCCUCGGACGAGGAGCUCUGCGCCCUGGCAGGGAAGCAGCGUCCCAAGGCCAAGCGGGACAGGAGGGUGAACGGUGUGACGGAUGAGAAGCCCCUCUCUGUGCCCCGGGACAUCGACCUCCGCCUGGACACCAGCCCCAUCACCGCUGUGGAUGCUCUUGUGCUGCGUUAUUUCCUGGAGUACCAGUGGUUCGUGGAUUUUGCCGUCUACUCCACUGCCGUGUACAUCUUCACCGAGGGCUACUACUGCCUGGCGGACCCCCAGAAGGAGACCAACAUCGGGGUGCUCUGGUGCCUGCUGACAGUCGUCUCCUCCGUGUAUCCUUCCGCCAGCUUUCGGGGUGCGAUUGCCACCACCCGCCGGGUCCGGGCUGCGAUGGGUGGGAGAGGGAACCCCCCCCUCCUUGGUUUUUCCCCGUUAAAAGCCAUUGGAGGCUGGGCGGGGAGGGAAACGGGAUUUGGGGGGGUUUUUUUGGAGGUCUGGGGUGCGGAUGGGGCUGACCCAUGUCCCCUUGCCCCCCGUGCUGCCUUCUCUCUCCGCAGGCUGCCCCUUGCCAAGCUGGCCUUCAAGCUGGGGCUGGUGGCCCUGUGUUCCUUCCUGGGCGCCUGCCUGACCUUCCCGGGGCUGCGCCUGGCCCAGACGCAUCUCGACGCUCUCCGGCUGUCGGCCGACAAGCCCCUGACCCAGGUCCUGCUCCACGUGAGUUUCCUGGCGCCCGUCCUCAUGGUGGUGAUGUGGAUCAAGCCCAUCUCACGGGAUUUCCUGCUCCACGCGCCCAUGGGCAAGCAGACCGUGCAGAUCAUGUCAAACUCUGCCUACAACACCGCGCGCCUCUGGAGCAUCGUCGGCCUCAGCCUGUUGCGCCUGGCCGUCACCCGGCACCACCUCCAAGCGUACCUGGGCCUGGCCGAGCGCUGGGUGCAGCAGAUGAGGAAGGAGGCCGGGCGGAUCGCCGUCCUGGAGAUCCAGCGCAAGAUCACGAGGAUUUACUGCUACGUCUCCGUGGUCAGCCUGCAGUACCUGGGACCUGUCAUCCUCACCCUCCACUGCACGCUGCUCCUCAAGACGCUGGCUGCCGGCGGGGACGGGGAGGACGUGCGUGCCGCGGUGGAGCAGAUCACUGGCGUCUUGGGCGGCAUCUUCACCCCCCUCUUCUUCCGCGGACUCUUCGCCUUCCUCACCUGGUGGGUGGCCGCCUGCCAGGUCCCCCCCAGCCUCUUCGGCCUCUACUUCCACCAGUACCUGGCAGCCUGCUGA
This is a messenger RNA of Opisthocomus hoazin, 1276 nucleotides long. Lineage: Eukaryota; Metazoa; Chordata; Aves; Opisthocomiformes; Opisthocomidae. The record is from RefSeq and is a predicted model, not a curated record.